UUCCGUCUUCAUUAACUUUAGUUGGAUAGUUGUUAAACUGCUACCUGGCUCCCUGUACCCAAAUACUGUCCAUUUCAAACUAGAAGGCAUCAUCCUCAAUUCAAUCGAUGAUUUUAUUUCAUGAGUGUUUAGCGACAAUAUAUUUCUCAAAGACAAAAUAAAAUGGAACUAUAGGAAGGAACGUAAAACAGGACAUUGGACAUAGUACUAAUAUCUCCCAAGUUUCAGUUAUGUCUGUGACUCUGUCGUCAUAAGUAAGGUGGUUUUCAGCUCAUCUACUUCAACCACCUCCUUUUUCUUCCUCCUCGAAAUCUAAUCCUUUUGCUUUCUAUUUUGUUUCGUUCAUUUAAUUCCAAUUUCCCCAUCUGCUUCUGCCUACCGUACCCCUCUCUCUUUGUCACAGUCGAAGCCAUAUCCAACUCCAUCAACCCCAAACGAACUAAAGGUUUGCUAAAGAUUUUCCCUUUUUAUUAACUCUAUAUAUCUUCCUCUUAGAUCUCUCUCUUUUUUGUUAUAUUCACAAAAAAUUUCAACUUUUUCCUCUGCAAAAUACAUGCACAUGGCAACCUGUUUCUUCGAUACUCUCAAGACUCAACCUUUCUGGGCUCUUGUUCUUUUCUCUUUGGGUUCUUUAUCGAUCUUGAAGUUUUCAUUUGCUUUUCUCAAAUGGGUCUGGGUCAAUUUCCUUAGACCUGGGAAGAAUCUCAAAAAAUAUGGCUCUUGGGGUCUUGUAACAGGACCAACCGAUGGUAUAGGCAAAGGUUUUGCCUUUCAGUUAGCUAGGAAAGGGCUUAAUCUUGUCUUGGUGGGUCGUAAUCCUGAGAAACUGAAAGAUGUUACUAAUUUAAUCAUGGCUAAGUAUGGGAGGAUUCAGGUCAAGACAGUUGUUGUGGACUUCACAGGUGAUCUUGAUGAGGGUAUAAAGAAGAUAAAAGAAGCGAUUGAAGGAUUGGAUGUUGGAGUUUUGAUUAAUAAUGUUGGGAUUUCAUAUCCUUAUGCAAGGUUUUUCCAUGAGGUUGAUGAGGUGCUGUUGAGGAAUUUGAUUAAGGUUAAUGUUGAAGGUACCACUAAGGUUACUCAGGCUGUUUUGCCUGCCAUGGUGAAGAGAAAGAAAGGUGCAAUUGUGAAUAUUGGUUCUGGUGCUGCUAUUGUCAUCCCUUCUGAUCCACUUUAUGCUGUUUAUGCUGCUACUAAGGCGUAUAUUGAUCAAUUCUCAAGGUGCCUUUAUGUUGAAUACAAGAAUAGGGGAAUUGAUGUCCAGUGUCAGGUUCCACUAUAUGUGGCAACCAAAAUGGCGUCAAUCAAAAGAUCCUCUUUCUUUGUUCCAUCAACAGACGGUUAUGCUCAGGCAGCAAUGCGCUGGAUAGGCUACGAACCUCGUUGCACACCCUACUGGCCUCAUUCCAUCCUCUGGGGCUUGGCUUAUUCACUGCCGGAGAGUGUAGUGGAUACAUGGCGUUUUCGGUUUUGCCUUGGCAUUCGAAGGAGGGGGCAACUCAAAGAUUCUAGGAAGGACUAGAAAAACACUAUGUUGUGUCUGUUCUAUUUCUGCUGGGAUGAGCUUUUGCCUUAUAUUACCUUUCGAUUUGCACUAGUUCUAUUUUCUUUUUUUUCCCCCUAUAUAUAUAUUUUAAAUUUAAUUAUUACUCUGUUGAUAAAUUUGUUUUCAAGCAUGGCAUUGUGACCAUUCCAUUAUGUAUUUGGAUGCUUUGGAAGGAUAAGGAUGAAAGUAGAGCAAUCUGAACCUUUUCUUGCAUUUUGCUUUCCUUCAUAUUAUUCCCUUGCAAACAAAUUUUGGUCCUUUGACAUUUGGAGAAAAUAAAACCUCGGGCCAAACUUACCCUUUUGGUUUAUCAUCAUCGAAAAAGCUGUAUU
Messenger RNA from Durio zibethinus, 1875 nucleotides. Its product is annotated as very-long-chain 3-oxoacyl-CoA reductase 1-like. Lineage: Eukaryota; Viridiplantae; Streptophyta; Magnoliopsida; Malvales; Malvaceae. Gene Ontology annotation, molecular function: ketoreductase activity. The record is from RefSeq and is a predicted model, not a curated record. Gene Ontology annotation, cellular component: endoplasmic reticulum.